This is a messenger RNA of Dioscorea cayenensis subsp. rotundata (Guinea yam), 702 nucleotides long. RefSeq names its product cytochrome b5. Gene Ontology annotation, cellular component: intracellular membrane-bounded organelle; membrane. The record is from RefSeq and is a predicted model, not a curated record. The transcript is spliced from 4 exons. NCBI's taxonomy places the organism in Eukaryota, Viridiplantae, Streptophyta, Magnoliopsida, Dioscoreales, Dioscoreaceae. The coding region runs from base 111 to 515 and encodes 134 amino acids. Gene Ontology annotation, molecular function: heme binding.
AAAUAAGGCAUGGCAGUCAAACAUAACAAUAGAUCUCAUCUUGUGAAAAGUGCCAUCUUUGAGAGAAGCCCCAAACUCGGUGGCGGAGCGUUCUCUUCCCAAAAGUAGGGAUGGCCAGCGAGAAGAAAAUCUUUCACUUUGAUGAGGUUUCCAAGCACAACCAGACCAAAGAUUGCUGGCUCAUCAUCUCCGGAAAGGUGUAUGAUGUUACUCCUUUCAUGGAUGAUCAUCCUGGCGGUGAUGAGGUUUUGCUUGCAGCCACCGGAAAGGAUGCAACCAAUGACUUCGAGGAUGUAGGCCACAGUGACUCCGCGAGGGACAUGAUGCACAAGUACUACAUUGGUGAAAUCGACGCAGCUACAGUUCCAAAGAAGCGCGCCUACGUUCCACCACAACAAGCGGCAUACAACCCCGAUAAGACCUCUGAGUUUGUGAUCAAGAUAUUGCAAUUCCUUGUGCCGAUCAUGAUUUUAGGCUUGGCCUUUGCGGUUCGGCACUUUACUAAGGUAGAGUAGCUGCAUUUUGUUCUUUAAAAAGCUAAGAAAGUCGAAAAUCAUAUCUGUGAACCAACAAUGUUUGGUUUGUAGAACAGUUGGUAUUACUUCGUUGUUAUGCUUUGUUAAGAUGCUAUAAAUGACUUAUCUCUUGAAACUCUUAUUUUUCUUUGGUAUUGUGUUGCAACAAAGCUUAAAUUAUUCAGCA